AUGGAUCAUACGAAUGGAAAAGUGGUAGCUGGUGGCCAUGGCGAAGGAAAUCAAUUGGAUCAACUGAAUUGUCCAGCCGAUGUAUUAGUCGACAAAGAGACGGAUAGUCUCAUUAUUUGUGAUCGUGGAAAUCAGCGAGUCGUACGAUGGUCUUGUUGUGGGGAUACCCCUCAAGGAGAAAUUCUCAUCGAUAACACCAAGUGUUUUGGAUUGGCCAUGGAUGAUCACAGAUAUAUCUACAUCUCAAAUACUGAUACACAUGAAGUAAGACGAUAUCAAAUAGGAGACAAAAAUGGAACUGUUGUUGCUGGUGGCAAUGGCAAAGGUAAUAAUCUCCGUCAACUCAACUUUCCGACAUAUCUCUUCGUUGAUCGCGAACAGACUGUCUACGUAUCAGACAACUACAAUCAUCGUGUUGUGAAAUGGAGUAAAGAUGCAAAAGAAGGGAUCGUUGUCGCUGGUGGUCAAGGCCUCGAAGAUUCUCUGGCGCAAUUGUCGUAUCCUCACGGAUUGUUCGUUGAUAUGUUGGGUACUAUCUAUGUGGCAGACUCAUCGAAUAAUCGAGUGAUGCGUUGGCCUAAAGGAGCAAAGCAGGGCACUGUCAUCGUAGGUGGCACUGGUCUAGGAAAAGGAACCAAUCAGCUGCACGAACCCGUGGGUUUGUCCUUCGAUCAGCAAGGCAAUCUCUAUGUGACCGAUCGGCGGAAUAAUCGAGUUCAACGUUUUUCUAUUGAAUGGACUUGA
Messenger RNA from Rotaria sp. Silwood1, 744 nucleotides. The record is from the annotation of a GenBank genome assembly. NCBI's taxonomy places the organism in Eukaryota, Metazoa, Rotifera, Eurotatoria, Philodinida, Philodinidae.